CGCGGACGCGCAGCAGCCUGUGCAGGACGCUGCUGGAGCGCGCUUUAAUAGACAGUUUGACGUGCGGACUCCUCCAAGCUGAGAGUGCGAGCUCUUCUGCCACUUAAUCUGCUUUAACUGCUCCACAAAAAAAACACAGAUUCUAAAGGUUCACCAUGGGAAACAGGUUCAGCAGAAGGAGAGAUGCCCCAGCGACCACUGAAGCUGUGGCCGCCGAACAGAAGGCUGCAGAGGAGCCAGCAUCUGCUCAGCCAGCAGAAGAAUCUGCAAUAACACAGACUCAGGAGGCCAUAGAGAACCUGGAUGUGGUGGUGGGGGAGCAGGUGACACUGAAGGCACGUUUACCCACUGAAGAAUGUGCAUCAGAGUGUAAGGAGGUAGAAGCUCCUGCUGCACCAGUGUGUGAUCCAGAACCAGAGCCUGCCGUAAAGGAAACCCCAGCUCCAGUCCAGCCUGAACCUCUGGUCACAGAUAGUGAACCAACACCUCCAGAGCCAGAGCCCGUUGUUGAAGCUCCACCUGCCCCAGAACCAGUCCCAGAACCAGCCCCAGAGCCAGUCCCAGAGCCAGAAUCUGCCCCAGUUCCAGAACCUGACCCAGUUCCAGAGCCUGAACCAGUUCCAGAGCCUGAACCAGUUGCAGAGGUAGACCCGGUUCCAGAGGGAGACCCGGUUCCAGAGGCAGUCAUCGAGGCGGAACCUGAGACCAUCCCAGAACCAGAACCAACCCCAGCUGAGCCCAUGGAGCAGCAGACAGACCUGCUCUCCCAAGAGUCUCUCCCAGAGCCAGGGCUUCCUUCACGCCCUCUGAUCGACUUUGCUGUCCCUGAUGUCACCCCCAUCCCCGUCAGUCCAGACGAGCCGGCGGACGUCCCAGCAGGUGAGCAAAGCCAAGACAGCGCCGAGGCUGCCGAGAAUUCCACACUGGAGCCAGAGCAGCCUGCAGAAACGUCAGAAGCUCUGGAAAAGCUGGUGGAGGUGGAGGCGCCAGAGUGUUUGGAGAAGCUUGGGAGUGACGUCAACGAGGAAAGCGUUUGUGAAAUCCUAAAGAACUUAGAGCUGAAAGGAAAUGACCUUGUCAAUGACCUCAUUCCAAGUGAUGUCAAGAUCCCCGACGACACUCCCAUCAUAGACGUGAGCACAUCCACCGAGCUGAUGUGAAUCCAUCAGAGAGGAUUCAUUAAAGAAGUCAAUAGAUGUUUUUCUGUGAAACCCUUUUAACCCUUUACAUGAAUUCUAAAUGGAUCAAAAAACUAUUUUUUUGUCACUUUACGUACACUAAUUAAGGCAAACAGCUAUUUCCUUUUUACAGUGAGACAAAGGUACCAAAAGAGCUGUGGAACAAAAUGAACUGAGAAUUAAACGACAUAUUUUUCUGUUUCUGAUACACUCAUACAGCCAGGUUGGGGGGUAAAGGGGCUCCAGGGGCUACAAGUAGUUACGUGUAUUGUUAGACGUCAGAGAUCUUCCUCUAUGCAAAUCUGUCAAGCAAAACUUUGAAUCUAUCUCUCGGAGGGAGGUGAAGAAAGAUGUCUCAGUGCUAUAUAAGACAACAAAAAGUAGCGCACUGAGUACCAAGUGAGAAGCAAAAUCUUUUGAGAAUCUGUGAAUGUGCAGCAUUGAUAGGUUAAUGAAGGACAACAGAUGAGGGACAAAAAUGCAACCAAAGGUGAAGUUAGUAUAUGCAUUCCACUGAACAGCAGGAUACAAGUGUCCGAUAAACAUUUAUGCCUUAAUAUUGUCGUGUUUGGACUUUGCAAUAAUCCUCUAAAAGGAGUGUUUGUCACCUUGUGGUAUUUUAAAAGCAACUAGGGGAUUUUUUAAAAAUUUGAGUUGUGGCUUGCUUGUGAAAAUAAAAAUGGUAUUCCACAUGU
Messenger RNA from Amphiprion ocellaris (clown anemonefish), 1873 nucleotides. RefSeq names its product protein TsetseEP-like. The record is from RefSeq and is a predicted model, not a curated record. The transcript has 2 exons. Lineage: Eukaryota; Metazoa; Chordata; Actinopteri; Pomacentridae. The coding region runs from base 156 to 1160 and encodes 334 amino acids.